Messenger RNA from Brassica oleracea var. oleracea, 589 nucleotides. RefSeq names its product thioredoxin domain-containing protein 9 homolog. Gene Ontology annotation, biological process: microtubule cytoskeleton organization. The transcript is spliced from 3 exons. The record is from RefSeq and is a predicted model, not a curated record. Bases 148 to 507 code for a protein of 119 amino acids. NCBI's taxonomy places the organism in Eukaryota, Viridiplantae, Streptophyta, Magnoliopsida, Brassicales, Brassicaceae. Gene Ontology annotation, cellular component: cytoplasm.
CUGCAUACCGGUCUUCUUUAAACGGUGUCGUGUUGAAGAACCCUCAGAACUCUGUUUUUGUUCAUCUCCUCCGUCCCCUCCUAGAACUGAAUCUCUCUUUUCAAAUUCAAUAAAAAAAAACGAGGAUACGUCUAUCAGAUAUUCACAAUGGAUAAUCCGACUCAAGAGGUGAUGGAUAAGCCAGCACAUAUAUUGGCGAAGCAGCACAUUGAGACGCGUUUUGUGAAGAUCCAAGCUGAGAAGAGUCCGUUCUUGGCUGAGAAGCUCAAGAUUGUGGUUCUUCCCACUCUCGCACUCAUUAAGAACACUAAAGUUGAUGAUUAUGUGGUUGGGUUUAAUGAGCUGGGAGGGAGAGACGAUUUCAGCACGGAGGAUCUAGAAGAGAGAUUAGCUAGAGCUCAAGUUAUCCAUUACGAGGGUGAAUCAUCAUCUCAUAAGGUAAAGUCUAUGACACAAGCCAGGAGGAGUGUAAGGCAGAGUGCUAAUUCAGAUUCUGACUCUGAAUGAAUCCCAAGUUUUAACAAUAUAUAUAAAGGAGGAAACAUAAAAUGUAAGUGAGCUUGUUGUUGAGUUUUUAUUGAACUAAUUA